This is a messenger RNA of Gymnodraco acuticeps, 614 nucleotides long. It is a transcript of the gene tmem174, whose product is annotated as transmembrane protein 174. NCBI's taxonomy places the organism in Eukaryota, Metazoa, Chordata, Actinopteri, Perciformes, Bathydraconidae. The coding region runs from base 24 to 599 and encodes 191 amino acids. The transcript is spliced from 2 exons. The record is from RefSeq and is a predicted model, not a curated record.
UGAAGGUUUCCUGGACUCACUUGAUGUUGCAAAGGCCUGUCAUGGAGACCAACCAGGUCAGACAUCCUGCACAUUCAGACAGUUUGCAGUACAGCAAGAAGUCUGGAGUCUUCCUGCUGUUCUCAGGAGUUUCCCUCGGCCUUGUGGGUGCCACUUUAACCACCAUGGGCUGGUAUCACUACCCAGAAAACUCCAACUUUGGGUGGACCCAAUUUCUAGGACCCAUCCUGAUCUCCAUCGGAGGCACCGUCAUGCUAAUCAGCUUCUACAGGUUUAGGGUGGUCUCCUGCGGGCCCUGCCGACAGCUGGGUGAAGGAGCGCCUGACAUGGAUCAAACAUCAAUAGGACCUUCGAUCAUUUUAAGUGGCAUAAAUCCACCGAUCAUAUUACACAAUGCCACAGCAAUGUUUCAUCUUCCACCUCCGUAUGACUUUAUAAACCGGGAAGUACACCAGGCCGCUGGGUUCCAGUCUGGCCGGUGUGUGAGUGGCGCAGAAGAAGAAGAAACAGAGCACAGGAGAAGCAGGAUUGAGAAGACAGAGGAGGAAAGUCCACCUCGAUAUGAAGACAUCUACCCUUCCUUUUUUAAAACAACCUGACUUCUGCUAACCUGU